AUGCUUUAUUUGUUCUUUUUAAAUAUUUAUCUUUCUCAGUUUCUUCAUCUCUGUCUCUCUCUCUCUCUCUCUCUCUCUUGCUUUCUUCAUCUCUCUCUCUCUUGCUUUCUUCAUCUCUCUCUCUCUUGCUUUCUUCAUCUCUCUCUCUCUUGCUUUCUUUGUCUCUCUCUCUUCCUUUAUAAAAAUUCAUCUCUCUCUCUCUCUUUUCUUCAUCUCUCUCUCUCUCUAUUUCUUCAUCUCUCUCUCUUUUCCUUUCUUCUUUCUCUCUCUUUAUCUCUUUCUCUUUCUUCACCAUCUCUCUCUCUUUCUUUGAUCACACUUCAUCUCUCUUCAAAAGAAGAAAAUCUCUCUCUCUCUUGUAUUCAUCUCUCUCUCUCUCUCUCUUUUUCUCUCUCUCUCUCUCUUUCAUCUCUCUCUCUCUCUUUUAUGAAAUCUCUCUUCUCUUCUUCAAAACUCUCUCUCUUAUUCAUCUCUCUCUCUCAAAUAAUCUCUCUUAUUCUUCAAAUCUCUUUUUGA
Messenger RNA from Acanthosepion pharaonis, 516 nucleotides. Lineage: Eukaryota; Metazoa; Mollusca; Cephalopoda; Sepiida; Sepiidae. The record is from the annotation of a GenBank genome assembly.